AUGGGCGUAGAGACAAUUCUUGAUGUCGACGAGUCGACAGAACCUCCUAUAUGUGGUUAUAAGGAUCCAAGCUCCCAGCCCAAUGUGACAAACCACAUAGAUUCUCAGCCCUGCGCAACUGAGGAAAAGUCUAUCUCGUAUACGAACGAACACCCCGCGCCCUUGCACCAACCAAACAAAGAAACGAUUGAUGAAAACGCUCAUCUCAUUAAGCCCCCUGAGAUUGUAUCUCUCCUACAGACAGAUCUUAGCGAUGGAUUGUCAGGCACAGAAGCGGCGACCCGCCUCCAGCGCGAUGGUCCGAAUACCGUGCGUGAAAUGGAGGGUUUCUCCGUCUGGGGGAUACUGCUAAGGCAGGUGUCCAACAGCUUGACACUAGUCCUUCUGAUAACAAUGGCCCUCUCUUUUGGAAUCGAUGAUUACAUCGAGGGCGGCGUCAUCACUGCAGUGAUUGUUUUGAACAUCGUGGUAGGCUUCGUGCAAGACUACCGCGCUGAGAAGACAAUUCUGUCACUGCAUCAUCUUUCUGCUCCAAUAUGCAAAGUCAUUCGAGAUGGCCGAAUCACCUCCGUCAAGGCGGAAUCGCUGGUCGUCGGCGACAUAGUCCAACUAGCAGUUGGAGAUAUUGUUCCUGCUGAUCUGCGCUUGUUCGAUGGCAUGAAUGCCUCGAUGGAUGAGGCUCUUCUCACGGGCGAAUCCCUGCCGAUCCUCAAGACGCCGCAUGUCACGUUCACAUUACCCGAUAUCCCUAUUGGCGAUCGAACCAAUAUGGCAUACUCAGGCUGCAGCACCACCCAGGGUCGCGCAAUGGGAAUUGUCAUCGCGAGCGGCAUGAAAACGGAAGUCGGCAAAAUCGCACAGCUCCUUCAGGCCCAGCCUACUAUUGGAGACUCUAGUCGUUUUGUUCGAGUGACGAAGCGAGUGAAGAAAUUCUUCAUGAAUAUUUUAGGUCUCGUCGGUACGCCCUUGCAAGUCAAGUUGAGCAAGUUUGCCCUCCUGCUGUUUGCACUAGCGAUUCUGUUGGCGGUCAUUGUGUUCUCAGUCAAUAAAUGGGAUGUUCAAGGCGAGGUUCUCAUCUACGGCAUCUGUGUUGCAGUAGCCAUUAUCCCGGAAUCACUCAUUGCGGUCCUCACCAUCACAAUAGCAGUGGGGACCAAGGCCAUGGCCAGAGGAAAUGUCAUUGUGCGCAAGCUUCAGUGUCUCGAGGCUGUGGGUGGUGUCACGAAUAUCUGCUCUGACAAGACUGGGACAUUAACCCAGGGAAAAAUGAUUGCUCGCUCAGCCUGGAUCCCUAGUGCUGGGACGUUGACCGUUAGCCAUACGACAGAUCCAUUUGACCCUACCAGUGGACUGGUCCAGCUAGACGAGAUAGAUUGGAGCUCGAACAAAUCCAUUGAAGAAAGCUCUGCAUUGAAUAUAUUUUUGCGAGCGAUCUCUCUCUGCAACCUUUCCACUAUCUAUCAUGAGAACCAAACAUGGAGUGCAGUUGGCGAGCCAACGGAAAUAGCUCUUCAUGUCCUAGCCCUGCGAUUCGGAUUUGGGAAGUCUUCUGUGAUGCAGACACGGCAACUUCAGCUGCAUACUGAGUACCCGUUCGACUCUGCCAUCAAGAAGAUGACCGUCGUCUACAACAAUAAGAAAGGCGGUACCAAAGAGUCAUACACGAAGGGAGCCCCAGAGACAAUCAUCCCCCAGCUCGACGUCCUCGAGUCGGAAAGGCAGACGAUCCGAGAUACAGCCGAUCGAAUGGCUGGCGAAGGACUUCGAGUCCUUUGCAUUGCGCACAAGACGACCCCAGCAAAUGAUGAGUCGCAAGUCUCUCCGCGGAGCGCUGCUGAGUCAAGACUCAGAUUCGGCGGUCUUGUUGGCCUUUACGAUCCGCCUCGAGUUGAAACAGCAGCUGCAGUGCGCAGAUGCCAGAUGGCAGGAAUAACGGUGCACAUGCUCACUGGCGACCACAUCAAGACGGCAACAGCGAUUGCGUCAGAAGUCGGCAUCCUCGAUCGUGUUACAAGAAUGGUCAAAUCUGGACGCCUUGUUAUGGCGGCGGAUGAAUUCGAUAAAUUGAACGAUGAGGAGAUUGAUGCUAUUGAAGAGCUCCCUCUUGUCAUCGCGCGAUGCAGUCCUGCUACCAAGGUUCGGAUGGUGGAUGCUAUGCAUCGUCGCCAGGCAUUUUGCGUUAUGACGGGAGAUGGCGUCAAUGAUUCUCCUGCUCUUAAGCGCGCUGAUGUCGGCAUUGCCAUGGGUAAAAAUGGCAGUGAUGUUGCUAAGGAGGCUGCGGAUAUGGUCUUGACAGAUGAUAAUUUCUCAUCUAUUGUGAAGGCUGUUGAGGAGGGAAGACGCCUUUUCGACAAUAUUCAGAAGUUUCUUAUGCACCUUCUCAUUUCCAACAUCGCACAAGUCAUUUUGCUUUUGAUUGCUCUUGCAUUCAAGGAUGAGGGAGGUGAUUCUGUGUUCCCCUUAUCUCCAUUGGAGAUUUUGUGGGCAAAUCUGGUGACAUCUUCAUUCUUGGCCGUGGGUCUAGGUCUCGAAGAAGCCCAAGCAGACAUUAUGUUCAGACCUCCGCAUGAUCUUCGUAUUGGCGUUUUUACCCGUGAGCUCAUUGUCGAUAAAAUGAUAUACGGCACAUUUAUGGGCACCUUGUGUCUUGUCUCAUUCGUCUGUGUAAUUUAUGCAGCAGGAUCUGGAAUGUCGUCUCUCGGCGAUGGAUGCAACGAGGGAUAUAAUCCAACCUGUGACGCAGUCUUCCGUGCUCGCGCCACUACAUAUGCCACUCUUACUUUUCUCCUACUGGUUACUGCUUGGGAAGUGAAGCAUUUCUCUCGCUCACUUUUCAAUAUGGACCCAAUUCGGUAUCCCAAAACGCUAUCGGUAUUUCCCACCGUAUGGAAUAACCGAUUCCUGUUCUGGGCUGUCAUGGCUGGUUUUGUCAUUGCCUUCCCGGUGAUAUAUCUCCCGGUCAUCAACAAGCUGGUCUUCAAACACCAAGCUAUUGGCUGGGAGUGGGGUGUUGUCUUUGGAUGUACGAUUGUUUAUCUGGUCCUUGUUGAGAGCUGGAAGGCAGCCAAGCGGGCAUUUGGCAUUGGAAGUGGGAAGAAUGCGACCAUCACCCUUGAAGAUGCUAAGAUCCGGGCGGGUCUGGCUACUCUAACUCCACUCUCCCUCAGCGAGAAUGCGAGCGUGGAGCUGAAAUAA
Messenger RNA from Penicillium soppii, 3195 nucleotides. Its product is annotated as putative potassium/sodium P-type ATPase. The record is from RefSeq and is a predicted model, not a curated record. The transcript has 5 exons. Gene Ontology annotation, molecular function: P-type calcium transporter activity; ATP binding; ATP hydrolysis activity. Gene Ontology annotation, biological process: intracellular calcium ion homeostasis; calcium ion transmembrane transport. The coding region runs from base 1 to 3195 and encodes 1064 amino acids. NCBI's taxonomy places the organism in Eukaryota, Fungi, Ascomycota, Eurotiomycetes, Eurotiales, Aspergillaceae. Gene Ontology annotation, cellular component: plasma membrane.